Saccharomyces kudriavzevii IFO 1802 is the source of this 1152-nucleotide messenger RNA. It is a transcript of the gene PEX15, whose product is annotated as Pex15p. The record is from RefSeq and is a predicted model, not a curated record. The transcript has a single exon. Lineage: Eukaryota; Fungi; Ascomycota; Saccharomycetes; Saccharomycetales; Saccharomycetaceae. The coding region runs from base 1 to 1152 and encodes 383 amino acids.
AUGGCUGCAAGUGAGAUAAUGAACAAUGCCUCCGUGUAUUCCCUCGACUCUUCUUUAAGGGACCUACUUAAUGAUGACUUAUUUAAUAAUCGCGACGAAUCGACAAAGUCGAGAAAUGAUGAAAGAAAUGAAGUAUUUCAAGAAUGCUUGAAUUUAUUUAUUAAAAGAGAAAUUAAAAGUUGUCUAGAAAGAAUGUCUGAGGCUGGAUUCAUCGAUCUUACUGUUUUCAAGUCCAAUUCUAUGAUAUUGGAUUUAUUUAUCAGUGCCUGUGACAUUGUGCCCAAUUUCAAUGAGCUAGAUUUAACAUUAAAGGCUGAGGUUUUGAAUAUAUUCACAUUAGAUGACCCUCGAUGUAUUGAGAUACAAGAAAUUAUUCUCAAAGACCUCAAUAAACUCUUGGUCAUCAAUAAAUUUUUCCGAAGCUGUGUCAAAGUUAUUCAGUUCAAUGAGGCUGAACACGUGAAGCGUGAAGAAAAUAUAUUGGACCUUGAGUCUAUAAUCAUCAACUUUAUUUUCUUAUACACUACCAGAAUGAGGACGACUGUGGACGUUUUUGGUUUACAAGAGUUAAUUGAAAUAUUUAUUUUUCAGGUGAAAGUAAAGCUAGAACGCAAAAAGCUCUCUACAAGUUUGUACUGGGCACUUUGCAAAACAUUACCAAAUUUAUCUUCAACUUUAAAUGGCGUUUAUUCAUCUAAGGAUGUUUCCAUAGAGAGCGCUAUUCUUCACUCGAUAGGAAAUAGAAUGCAGAAUGAUAAGGCGAAGUGGAAGGGCAGAUCAAAGGGCGUGAAGCCCAAAAUACACCAUUUUCAAGAGCCCUUGUUACACAAUGACAGUGAAGAACAGCCUAAGACCGAAAAUGUGCUCAAAAAACGCAACUCUAUUGAUGACAUAGUUGACCGUGGUGGAACGAUACCCCAUGAACCCAAAAAUGACAUCGGUGUCCUAGCUGGGUCCUUUUGGACCGCUCUAAAGCAUCAUUUCACUAAAAAUUUGCUGAACAAGAAUGGGCUUCUGCUUGGCUGUUUACUGUUACUAUUAUGCCUCAAGAAAUAUAAGCCACUGAUGGCAAUUUUCAAACACGUCCCAACUGCCUUUCGGUCCGUAUCCCCCCAUAUCGUUAGCUUGCUAAAACUUCUAGCAAGUAUAUGA